UUGAGGUGAGGGAAGAGAGAAGUCCUCAGUGGUGCGCCAGCCGUCGGAGGGAGAGGAUAUACGCGCCUUGUGGUCAUGAAUCCGUGAAUUUCCCCUCCGCCGUACCCGUGACAGCUAGAGUGACCUGCUUCACCAUGACCAUCAUAGUGUUCCUCCUCGACACCUCGGCGUCCAUGAACCAGAGGACCUUCAUAGGGGCGCGACCCACCAUGCUGGACAUAGCGAAGGGCGCCGUCGAGACUUUCGUAAAGUUGCGUCAGAGGAGUCCGGAAAGCAGAGGCGAUCGGUACAUGCUGUUUACCUUUGAAGAGGCACCCAUGCACAUUAAGGCGGGGUGGAAGGAGAACUUGGCCACCUUUAUGAACGAGCUGAAGAACAUCAAGGCGACGGGACUGUCCACCCUUGGCCCGGCCAUCAAGAAUGUGUUCGACGUGCUCAACAUUAAUCGCAUGCAGUCAGGCAUUGACACAUAUGGCACGGGCAGGAGUCCCUUCUUCCUGGAGCCGUCAGUGAUCAUCAUCAUCACAGAUGGGGGGAAGCUGUCCUCGCAGCAAGGUGUGCUGGACGAUAUCUUCCCACUGCCCAAGGUUAACCUCAUCCCGGGGGCGGAGCUGACCAAAGAGAUCUACCGCUGGGACCAGAGGGUGUUUGGCCUGGUGCUGCGACUCACAGGCACCCCGGCGCCGGACCCCAUGGGCCUCGUACCCAGCGAUAAUUCACCACUGGACAAGCUGUGCGAGCAAACUGGAGGUCGGUCAUACGCAGUUCGCUCCCACAGGAUGUUCCAGCAGUGCAUAGACAGCUUGGUGCAGAAGGUUCAGAGUGGAGUGGUUAUAAACUUUGAGAAGAUUGGCCCUGACCCACCUCCUAUCAACUCUGACGGCAAAGAGACACCCGAUGUCAUAGAGGUGGACAAGGAGAACCAGCAGAACAACAUAGAGACCAACGGUGGUGGGGGGCUCGGGGCUGGGGGGCUCGGGGGUGGGAUGCUCGGUCAUAUGCUGCAGAAUGGUGGCCGCCCCCACACCCCUAACUCAAUGCCUGUGCCUCCCCCCAACCCUCCCAGCAAUGCCUGGCACAACUGUCGCAAGAUGAUCUAUGUGCCGCGGCCAGCCCAGAGAGGAAGUCCCUCUGGGUUCUGGCCAAUACCUGAAUCCUUUUGGCCGGACACCAGUACUCUCUCCUUGCCGGCAAGAAGUGCCCAUCCCAAUGUGAAGUUCACCUGUACCAGCCAGGAGCCGAUGGUGAUAGACAACUUGCCCUUUGACAAGUAUGAGCUGGAGCCGUCACCACUCACUCAGUACAUCCUCUCCAGGAAGCAACCCACUGUCUGCUGGCAGGUAUACAUCCCAAACAGCAGCAAGAACAGUGAUGUGGGACACCCGUUUGGGUACCUGAAGGCCAGCACCACCCUGCAGACGGUGAACCUGUUUGUCAUGCCCUACAACUACCCAGUGCUGCUGCCGCUCCUAGACGACCUCUUCAAGACCCACCGUCUCAAGCCCACCAAGGAGUGGAGGAUCCAGUUUGACAACUACCUCCGCACCAUGCCCCCUUACUAUGCCAAUCCCCUGAAGCGUGCCCUGGGGAGGAUGGGAGCUCCUAACUUGGUCCCUGACAACCUGGACAACUCCCUCAGCUUCCAAGUCACAAACCACCUCAAGAAGCUCAAGAAUCAGGCCAAGCUGGAGUAUGAAAGAAUCUGCCUAGAGGUGGAGAAGAGGUUAUCGCAAAGUAGUUGUGUCACUCAUGAAGGGAUCCGAGUGCAGCCCCCCCUUGGCAGGCACCUCAUCUCAGACCAUCUCCUGCAAGACCAGUUGGGUCACCUGCGGGACCAGGUGACAGAAUACCCAAGUUUCGUGCUGGCAGUGAGGGAGGGGGAGGUCAGCCCACAGAUGUACAGGAAUCCUUUUGACAUACCCCGCUCACAGCUUCUCGACCAGCUCACCCGCAUGAGAGCAAACUUCCUACAGUCCUCCCUGACGCUCCUUCUCACAGACCGAGACCUUGACCAGCUCCACUGUCGCCCUAUUAGCCAAAUGGGCAACUACCAGGAUUACCUGAAGAAGAUGACACCACCUCUGAGGGAGAUUGAGUCAACGCCUGUCAGGCAGCAUAUGUUUGGCAACCCCUUCAAGAUAGACAAAAAGAUGUCGAUGAUGGUGGACGAGGCAGAUGUGGACCUGAUGGGGGCCGGUGGUGCCAACAGUGGGAGCGGUCGGGGGUCCAAACGGCCGGCCGAAGCACAGGUGCCCGUGGGACGGCCCAACAAACGGCGGCGUGGACCACUGCCCCAUGACUUCACCCUGCAGCGGGUCAGGAAGAGCCCCAGCUCCACCCCCAGCACCAGCCCUGCCUCCACCCCCAGCUCUAGUCCUUGUCCCUCCCCUAUCCCAUCCCCUUGCCCCAUGGACUCCCCCUUGCCCCCAAGGAUGGAAGAACGGGUGGAGCCCCGGCCAGAACUGUCCCCCAUUCCCCCAAGACCCGAGAGACCCGACACGCCAGUUUUUCAGCCGGGGGCAUGCUAUGCUGUGGCACCUCCCCCCAAUGCCAGCUAUUCCCCUGGCAUCCCCAGUGUGUCCCCACCCGGCUCCCCGAAUCCCGCCAUCCCAGCCUCCCCGGCACCCGUGGAAGAGCGACUGCACCCGCUGCCGGCCGACAGCCACCCCAUGCUGAAUGGAGAUGUCAUUCCACCACCACCCUCCUUGCGAGAUGAAGAGGUGAGCCAGAGCAGCACCAGCAGCCUAGAAAUAUAUGAUGCUGAGUUUGAGACCCUUCCCCCGCCCCCGAGCCUCACACCGCCCCCGGAGCCCCCAAGCGAGGAGCUGCCAUUGGAGAAGAAUGGUGUUUUGCCCCCUACUGAACAGAGGAGAGGACCUACCACCACCACUAGUACUCUCACUACUAUGACCACCACCUCCACCACUUCUACUACUGCUGCAACUACUAUAAUAACCACUAGUACCACAACCACCACCACCACCAGUCCGGCAACCCCUAUCGUCACUACCGCCACCGCUGCAGCACCGCCAUCUGACACGCAGGCUACCAAGACCUACAACAAGGAGUUGAAAAUGAAAUGCUUCAAGCUGGUGAAGAAGCCUGGCAGAGACUUCCGGUCACUGUUUGACCAGCUGAACACGGUGCAGGGUUCCUACGAGUCCCGGCUCAGGAUGGUGAAGGAGGUGGUGCAUGAGGCAGGCAGAUUCAAGCGGCACUCUCUGGUGAAACUCCUCACUCAGUUCCUAGAUUCCAUGAUGACCUCAGAGAAGGGAGGUGUGGCAGCAGCGGCAGCGGCAGCAACUCGGGCCAGUGUGAGAGUUAACGGCCACAGUAGAUAAGAGUGGUGUGCUCAAAGCCAAUGUUGAGUGUGUGGAAUAGUACAAUGAGAGGAGGGCAACUGUGCAGUGUUCUGUGCGAUGCAUUUUUCCAGAUGACUCACAGACAGUGAGGAAAGUGACUUAAUAAGUACAUAGCUCUGGUGGUCUCUCUGCCAGAGAGAGUAAGUGGCACACUGUUGGAUAGAGAGGAGUGCAUCUUAUUCACCAAAAAACUGAAUGCAAAAAGUCAGGCAAUGUCUGAAAAUACUUACUAUUCUGGAAGGUACAUUACAUUUUGUGCACAUUCACUGCCAUGGCCACAUUUGAGUUGAAGUGAUGUUUUAUGUACUGUAAUUGAAAUUGGAAGACCACACAUCUGCAGCAAGGUGUUCCUGCUGUUGGUUUCCUGCAUCAUGUGUAAAUGUGGCACAGAAAACCUCUAUAUAUGUUAUGACAUGAUAGCACAUAACAUCAGGAUAGAGAGGAGUUGAGGAUCUGUGUCAGGAGUCUGAGUGGCUUGCUUAGUGUUGAUCUUAUUCAUUGCUGGAAUUGAUAUAUCAUGAUACAGUACUUUUAUAUGACCAAAAUACUGUUACUUGUUUAAAUUAAUUUUAUUAUUAUUCAUACUUGCAGGUUUUAAUCCCUUCCAUCAGGACCUACCCAGUGUUUUUUUUGUAUGUUCUGGAUGUGUAAUAUUAGGCCAGAGAUAGAGAGUGGCAUUACCAAUGGAAGAUAAUGAAUGAUACAUGACAAAAUGCUCUUAAUUUUUUUUUCUUUUUUAAGGUAAAGAAAAUUUGAGAUUUAUAAGUUAUGGGAUUUUUUUCUAAUUUGUGUGAAUGAUGAACCAGCAUACAGUAGUAAUGUACAAAGGAAAGCAAUCAAGACGAUGAAUGUGGCCAGAAAGUAACACAUGAACUGUGGUGGAAACUGCUCCAUGUGUGUGUGUGUGUGUGUGUGUGUGUGUGUGUGUGUGUGUGUGUGUGUGUGUACUCAGACCAAAUGAAAAAUGCUCAUUAAUGGGCACUUGAGUGAAUAUGAACACUGCAGCAUUCAUGAGACAGAUGGAUGAGAGUUAUUCCAGAAUUGCUUGUGCCAGUGGUGUUGUUUAAUAGGCUUUGAGUUAUGCAAGCCUGAGGGAGAGGACAGCAGUGUGUGGUGGGCCUGAUAGGUCUUGCAGGCAGGUGCUGACUUCCUGUUGUGUGGUGGAUGCUGGCUAACUGGCUGUUGGCUGGCAGGCAGAGGAAUGUAACCACUAUGCCUCAAAUAAUCAAUCUGGAGUAUUUUUGCUACAUAGGACAUGAUUUCUGUAGCCCCUUAACUUGUAAAUCUCCUAUUUUUACAUAUAAAGAGGUAUUCUGGAAGGAAAGAUUGGAUAUUGACUUCUGCAUUAUUUUUUUAAUAGAGAACAUAACUCUAGUCAGUGGACAUUACUGAACUUACAUUGUAGCCUGACAACUGAUCAAUUGCCAAAUGUUGCAUUUUCAACCAAGACCUUCAUAAAGCUUCACUCCCAAGUGGAUGACAACCGUGUACAGUCACAUGACAAACAUUUGCUUUGUGAUCGUUUUGUAAAUAUUGUGUAUAUUUAUAUUUUAUAUAUGCAAAUACAGUUGAACCUCAA
Molecule: messenger RNA, 4941 nt
Organism: Portunus trituberculatus (swimming crab)
Lineage: Eukaryota; Metazoa; Arthropoda; Malacostraca; Decapoda; Portunidae
Gene: IntS6
Product: integrator complex subunit 6-like
Biological process (GO): snRNA 3'-end processing
Cellular component (GO): integrator complex
Source: RefSeq, a predicted model, not a curated record